Molecule: messenger RNA, 4365 nt
Organism: Rhinocladiella mackenziei CBS 650.93
Lineage: Eukaryota; Fungi; Ascomycota; Eurotiomycetes; Chaetothyriales; Herpotrichiellaceae
Exons: 15
Coding region: 1-4365 (1454 amino acids)
Biological process (GO): transmembrane transport
Cellular component (GO): membrane
Molecular function (GO): ATP binding; ATP hydrolysis activity; ABC-type transporter activity
Source: RefSeq, a predicted model, not a curated record
AUGGAUACCUGUCCAGAUGGGAGUGAUCGGUCCUUUGGACCUAGAGUAGAUCCAGGCUGUCGAAGCCUCGAUUUUACCCUUCAGUUCGAAGACUUUUUCUUUGCCUGUUUACCAGCGGCACUGUUCAUCCUUCUUUCGACUUGGUCCUUGAUCACAUUACUUCAGAGGCAAGCAAGAUUUUCACUCUGCUCCAAGCUCCUUGCAAGCAAAUUGGCGGCACUGACUGUUCUUCUUGCUGCUUAUCUAGCACUUCUUGUUCUCCGCGUUCAAAAUCAGUCGUUUACCACUAGUGCGUCCCUUGCCGCCGAUGUCCUGUAUGUGAUUGCAACCAGCAUCGCAUUGACUUUGUCUUUCCUGGACCAUCAGCGAUCGCUCCGCCCUUCAACAAUUUUCAGCUUGUAUCUGUCAGCAUCGGUGAUUUUUGGUGCCGCCAGAACUCGGACGCUAUGGCUUAUGGGAAGUCGAAGUCCGGUACCCGUCGCUAUGACCGUGGCCCUGGCAUUUACUGUGACGACGUUACUUCUGCAAUCAACGAAGAAGAACAUAAUCUCUUCUCCACAGAAUCCAUCCUUCGCACCCGAGCAACUCAGUGGAAUCUGGAACAGGACAAUAUUCGCUUGGAUUAUACCUACGCUCCGGGCCGGAUAUGCCAGGAUCAUCUCAUUGCAUGAUCUUCCUAUCCUCGAUACUAAGCUUGAGAGUAGAUAUAUGCAAGAGAAGUUGAAUGCGACAUGGGCCAAAUAUAACUAUCGAAGCCGCUACAGCCUGCUUCGCGCCUGUUUUCGUGCCUAUUUGUUCUCUUUCAUGGGCCCCAUCAUCCCUCGGCUCUGUCUUGCUACGAUUACUUUCUCACAGCCGUUGCUUGUCAACACGACCGUGAACUUUGUGGGCCAGACGGAUCCUGAUCCAAAUUAUGGAAAGGGACUCGUCGGCGCCUGGGCCCUUGUAUAUCUAGGAAUAGCCGUUUCCAAAUCUAUAUACUGGUAUCAGAACUUUCGCUUCACCACAAGGCUGCGGGGGGGACUGAUUGCGCUGGUUUAUCAACAAAGUUUGCGAGUCAGAGCGUUCGAAUCGGGCGAAAUCACAGCGGUGGCUCUCAUGAGCACUGACGUAGAACGUCUCGUGAAUGGAAUGCUUUCAUUCCACGAGGUGUGGGCCUCAUUACUCCACAUUGCCAUCGCAGCUUGGCUUCUUGGACUGCAACUUUCUGUGGCGUGUCUGGCGCCGAUCUUACUCGUAACAGUAUUCGUGGUUGCAACCUCCAAGAUUUCGGUUGCGGCCAAAAAUGCUCAAGUGGACUGGAUCGAAAAAGUUCAAGAGCGGCUUCGAGUUACUUCGACCAUGCUCAGGGAUAUGAAGGCGGUCAAGAUGACAGGACUUUCGGGCGUAAUGUUUGACAUCAUCCAAUCCUUGCGCAUGGGCGAGAUCAAGACCUCUAGGGCUUACAGGAAGCUUCUGACUGCGAUGGUUUUUCUUUCUCUCACCCCGAUCAACCUCGCACCUGUCCUCACCUUUGCAGUGUAUACCAUCAUCGCGGUCUUCUGGAAACAUGAGUCUUUGCUGACUGCGCGAGCAUUUACUUCCAUAUCUUUGAUCACUCUGCUGACAUCUCCUGUGGUAAUUUUCAUUCAGGCGCUUCCCAAUGUCGUUCAGUGCCUUGGAAUGUUUGACCGCAUCCAGGAAUUUUGCAAUUCUACUGCAAGGGAGAGUACCAAGGAAGAGAACACUUACAUUACCGACUACCAGACCGGGUCAGACAUCAACUCCUUGACCAUGAAGUCAACAGGCACUCAGUCGACCCAGAUCUGGGGAAGGGAGCACAUCUCAUUGAGUGGGCAAAGCUUUAGUUGGCACAAGAGACAAUCUGCUAUCCUCAAGGACCUCAAUGUGAAGCUCCAUCGCGGAAGUAUUACCGCCAUUGUUGGUCCCGUAGGUAGCGGGAAAUCGUCCUUUUUGUGUAGCCUCCUCGGCGAGAUGAUCUCCAUUCCAUCAGGGAAGGAUCCGGUACGACUGAGGUUAUCGGAACCUAUUGCCUACUGCGCGCAACAGCCCUGGCUUGAGAACGGAACAAUUUGUCAAAACAUAAUCGGUGUGUCUCCUUAUGAUGAGCAAUGGUAUUCUGCCGUGAAAGCCGCUUGUGGACUCGACGUGGACACGGAGAAGCUGGAGAAGGGCGAUCAGACCUGUGUCGGAAGUGAUGGUCUCAACUUGAGUGGCGGACAGAAACAACGUGUUGCCCUAGCACGGGCAGUGUACUCUAGGCAGAACAUCGUGCUUCUUGACGAUGUGUUUAGCGGCAUGGAUGCCCACACCGCAGACCUUGUCUCCAGCCGUCUACUCGGCCGCCACGGUUUUCUUCGAAAGAACCACAUGACUGUAGUUGUCGCUACCCAUAGCCACAAGAUUAUAGCGCUUGCCGACAGCAUCAUCGUCCUUGAAGGCGGAAUCAUCACAGAGAUCGGUAGCCCUGCAAAUCUGCUCGCAAGUGAUGGGUAUAUUAAUAGGCUUGGAUUCAAGCUCUUCUCAGACGGUGAACCUGCCGAAGAAAGUCCUCAAAGUCGAGGUGUGUUGCACUCCAGUGAAUUUACGCAGGUAUCAAAAGAGGUGAGAAAAGAAACAAGAAAAGCACCUGCCGAUCUGAGACGUAAGAAUGGGGACAUUGCAGUGUACAAAUACUACCUCACUAGUGCUGGCUACGGCGCCGUCGGUUUGUACAUCGGCUUCGUCACGCUAUGGGAGUUUUGCACAAAUUUCUCCUCGAUUAUUCUCAAAUGGUGGUCUGAAGCAAACAGUGAAGAGCCGAAUCGCGAUGCAGGAAUGUGGAUGGGUCUUUACGCCAUGUUAGGGGUUCUGGGAACCCUUGGUGUUUUUGUCGCCGCGUGGGUUGCCUUCGUUUUCGUUAUAUCCAAUACGGCCGCUCGUCUUCACCUUGACCUACUUCAAUCAACAUUAAAGUCCUCUUUCCAAUUCCUGACGACCAUGGACCAUGGAGAGCUUCUAAAUCGGUUCAGUCAAGAUAUGGAACUCAUCGACAUGGAGCUGCCCAUAGUCAUGGUGAACUACACCUCCACCGCAGUAUCCUGCAUAAUCAGUCUGAUUAUACUCGCAAUUUUCUCCAAAUAUCUCGGGGUUGCCGUACCAUUUCUUGCCAUCGCCGUCUACUUUCUCCAGCGCUUCUACCUGCAAACAUCCCGUCAAGUGCGCCUUCUAAGCAUCGAGGCACGAGCACCACUAUAUUCGCAUUUCACGGAGUCUGUAGCAGGAGCUAUGACUAUCCGUGCUUUUGGAUGGGAGUCUCAGUUUGAGGAACGCUGCUACCAUCAUAUCGAUGUAUCGCAGAAGCCUGCCUAUCUGCAAAGCUGUAUCCAGCAUUGGCUUGGAUUCGUGCUUGAUGUUAUGGUAGCUGUGCUCGCCAUAGCUCUUGUCGGAACAGUCCUUACGUGGCAUGACAAAUUCAGCGCCGGAAGCGCGGGUGUCAGUCUUAUCAUGGUCAUGGGUUUCAAUGAGAUCAUAGCACGCCUCAUCCAAAACUGGACCAAGCUAGAGUCCAGCGUCGGCGCGGUUACACGAGUCAUGCGCUUUAUAGGUGAGUCGGAUUCUGAAGAUAUCCAGAGUCGACACGCCAUUAUGCCUCUAGAAUGGCCGCAAACUGGCGCGGUCGACUUUUUGAACGUGGUUGCUUCGUACGGAUCUCCGGCGACUCCGGUGCUGAGGAAUAUCUCCCUCAGUGUCCGGCCUGGCGAACACAUCGCCAUUUGUGGACGGACCGGAAGCGGCAAGACGUCUCUUGCCCUCUCUCUACUGCAGAUGACCGAUAUACAAGAGGGCCAGAUUGUGGUGGAUGGAAUCGACGCCUCUACAGUUACGCGUGAAGAUCUACGCGCGCGGUUAAAUGUCGUACCGCAGGAUCCCUUUCUCAUGCCGGGAACGAUACGUUUCAAUAUCGACCCAUUCCGUGGCGCCUCAGACCACCAAAUCACUCAAACACUGGUGCGAGUAGGAGUUUGGGACAUGAUUAGAGAUCAAGGCGGAUUGGACAAGGAGAUAGACAUCGCCGCCUGGUCCGCUGGUCAGAAGCAACUCCUAUGUCUUUCCAGAGCCAUGGUAAGGAAAUGUAGGAUCUUGAUACUGGACGAGAUGGCAAGCAGUGUUGAUAGUGAAACGGAGUCCAAAAUCCAAGAGAUCAUCGACACUGAGUUCAAGGACUGUACGGUCCUGGCUGUUAUGCAUCGUCUGAAGCACGUUAUGCGGUACGACUCGGUGGCGCUUUUAAAUGAUGGAGUUCUCCUCGAAUAUGAUCAACCAGCAUCGCUAAUCAAUAGGCCCACGCGAUUCGCAGAAUUAUACAAGUCCAACAUAGGCUGA